UUUGACAAUGUUGAAGGAUUAGUAAAAAAGAAGACAAUUAAAUAUGGCGCAAAAGAUGGAGGAGCCACGCUCAACUUCUUCAAAGUAGGAUAGCAAUUACCCUGUAUACCAGGAAAUGUACCAAACCAUGAUAGCCAAUAGAAAGGACGUACUCGUAUCGGAUAAUAAAGACGGUAUAGUGAAGGCCGAAAAUCAAGACUACGCUUUUUUGAUGGAAUCUGCUUCAAUCGAAUAUGAGAUAGAGCGACAUUGCGAUCUCACACAAAUCGGUGGCCUCCUAGACGAGAAGGGGUACGGAAUUGCAAUAAAAAAAAACUCGAAAUAUCUACACAGUAUUAACAAAGCUGUCUUACAACUAUCAGAAGGUGGUGCCAUUCAGGAAAUCAAGAAAAAAUGGUGGACGCAAAAGAGAGGCGGAGGUAAAUGCCAGGAAAGUAGUGGAUCCAGUACAGCGGAGGCACUUGAUCUCGAUAAUGUGGGUGGAGUAUUUUUAGUACUGACCAUAGGAAUCGCCUUAUCCUGCGUGUACACUAUAUUCGAAUUGUGUUGGGAUGUUGCCCAAACAUCUAUUCGAGAAAAUGUGCCCUUUAAGCAGGAAUUAAUAAACGAACUGAAAUUUAUCGCAAAAUGCAGUGGCUCUAAACCGGCACGAAGAAAAAGUGGAUUGUCCAGCAAAAGUGAAAAUGGUAGUACAAGGGAAUGUACUCCUCCGUACGGUUUUAUACCAACUGUAAUAAGAACGUCACCAACUAACGACAAAUAAUGACGGAACAAAUCUCGAACAAUAAGACGACUAUUGUUCUCACAGAUUUACUACUUUGUUAUUCAUAAUGGCUCCAAAUGUCGAAUUGAAUCAUUAAAUUAAAAUGAACUACAUCGAAAAUAGUUUGAGAGCACUUGUGUACUAUAAUAAAUAAAAGAAUUAUAAGAGAUAUAUAAUACAGUUUUUCGACAAA
Messenger RNA from Temnothorax curvispinosus, 956 nucleotides. Its product is annotated as glutamate receptor ionotropic, kainate 2-like. The record is from RefSeq and is a predicted model, not a curated record. Gene Ontology annotation, cellular component: plasma membrane; postsynaptic membrane. Gene Ontology annotation, molecular function: glutamate receptor activity; transmitter-gated monoatomic ion channel activity involved in regulation of postsynaptic membrane potential. The transcript is spliced from 6 exons. The coding region runs from base 116 to 763 and encodes 215 amino acids. Gene Ontology annotation, biological process: synaptic transmission, glutamatergic; modulation of chemical synaptic transmission. Lineage: Eukaryota; Metazoa; Arthropoda; Insecta; Hymenoptera; Formicidae.